AGCCAAAAAUGGCCCGCCUGCGGCGAGAGCAUCCGCCGCCUCGCCAUGAAGCUGGAGGUGAUGCUGAUGAGCGGCCAAAGCAUGGCCCUUGACGUGAAGGAGGAUGCAUUGGUGCGAGACCUGAAGCACCAAGCGCAGCAGGAACUCCGACAAGGCAUUUCUCACUUGGUGCGCGCGGACGGUGAACUCUUGUGCUCCACGUCCACUCUGGCAGAGGCAGGGCUCGAGGAGCACGCGCCCGUCAUGGCCACCCUGAGCCGCGCGAAGCUGGUCUCGAGCCGACGCUCCGUGGCGUUUGCACAGGGCGAUGGCCGUGUGGUCACCUGGGGUGCUUUCCACUCCGGAGGCGACAGCGAGUACGUUCAGGAGGAGCUGCAGAACGUUCGUGAGAUCGUGGCUUCGGGCGACGCCUUCGCAGCCAUCCUCGACGACGGCCGCGUCACGACCUGGGGCAAACCAGAGGCCGGCGGUGAUUGUUCGGCGGUGCAGUCAGAGCUUUUUGAGGUCGAGUCGAUUGCGGCCACGUCCACGGCUUUCGCGGCCCGCCGUGCUGAUGGGCAUGUAGUGUGCUGGGGUGACGCUGAGGAAGGCGGCGACAGCCAGCGGGUGCAGGCACAGCUCUAUGACAUCCAGCUGCUCAGUGCCUCGGCCAAGGCCUUUGCCGCAGUGCGCGGGGACGGGCAGCUGAUCACCUGGGGCCAUCCAAGUUCCGGUGGAUGGGCCCCACCUACCGUGGUGAAGACGCUGCAUGGCCAGGUCAAGGAGAUUGCCGCCUCGGAGAAUGCCUUCGUGGCGAUUUGCCCCAGCGGCCGCGUCGUAGCCUGGGGCGACCCCGAUUCCGGCGGCGACCUGGGUGGUGCUGCUACCCAGCUGGCAGCAGCACGGGUGCGGGCGAUCACCGCGACAGACCAUGCAUUUGCUGCAUUGCUGAUGGAUGGCGGAGUCGUGGCCUGGGGGCAUAGCUAUUCUGGGGGAGAUUGCAAGUCGGUACAGAAGAAGCUGUACAACAUCUCCCAAAUUUCGGCGUCGAUGAACAGUUUCGUGGCGUUGAGAAAGGAUGGAGUCGUUGUGGCAUGGGGGAACACAGAAGUCUCCGAUCUGAGGGAUGUCGUUGAGGUCAGUGCCUCUUCAGGAGCUCCGUGUCUUGCUUUGUUUUGAUUGGACAGUUCUGAGCAGAACUCUCGAGUAUCCAAAGCCGAGGAUGCUCUCGCUUGGCGACUAGGUGAACAGGGGGGUGAUCUUUGCAAUUUCUGCAGCAUUCUGCAGCAAGUUGCGACAGCAACCACCUCCAGACGGAAGCUUAACUUGGAAUGCAUGAACUGGUUGUUGAUUCAUGGGCUUGGAUUGCCAUGUUUGUCCCCGCUGCUAGCAGACAGGAACAGUAUGGUGAUCACGGACUGGUGAAACAUGUUAAUUGAUUGAUUUGUUUGAUAUGUUUAGUCGUUGAGUCGUUGUAUGUGUUGCCGCCCCAUCCGCCGUGCAGGAGCCUUCGCUGCGUUGAAGUCACUCAGUGAUCAGCAAGUCUUGAGCCAUUGUGGAUCACCACCGUCCACUUUUGAAUAUUCUGUUAUGUUUAUUUGUGGGUUGUGGUGUUUCAUUUAGAUACUGUAUCCGAAAUGGUCCUGAAUGUUCAUCCAACCGUUAGCUCGCAAACGCGGCAAGACACCCUGAACACCUCUCAUGGGAGUCUGACCUCGCGCGGAGUCUGCGGGACCUCGGGUGUUCACCCAUGUUCACACCGAAGUGUCCGGGCCGCUGGGGGCCGCCCCGUGGUGUUUCUCGAGACCGCGGUGGUUUUCGUUCGAACGAAACCGACACACCGGACUGCUCGUUGGCCGAUAGGGUUUGUCCUGUUCUGACCUGUAGGACCUGUACACAAGGAUCAUUUUGGAACAAGGCCUGCAACCUAACCAUCAUCAUCCACGGGGCCCAGGUAAUAGGAUAGAUAGACCCAAUUCAUUGAUAUAGAUCCACUUCUUGAUAGCUCUCCUCAGGGAGCUUCCCACAGCAUGAAUGCACAGGAUGAAUUUGUUCACAAAGUUUUGUGCGGGGACUUUGGACCUAUUGCUCCCACCUCCACCGCAACGAGGUCUGAUGGAAGUGUGGUGACCUGGGGUACUGAGCUCUAUGGGGGCAACAGCUGUCCAGCCGAUCUGCAGCAGGUCUUGCAGGUCUGCGGUUCAGCGAGCGCCUUUGCAGCACUGACACUGAAUGGAUCCCUCAUCGCUUGGGGCCAUCCCUUUGGGGGUGGCCUGGCACCGUCGCUGCACGAUGUCUUCGCGACGUGUCCGAGAAGUGGGCCACCCUGGGCGGCGUUGAAGGAAGGACCAAUCAUCCAACGGGGGUGAUGAUGCUGAACAAUUCUUCUAUUCUGCGUGAUGGCCAGGAAGGGCCUUACUUCUUGGGUGCCUUGCCAUUUUGGCCUUGGCCAUGGCCGUGUGACGAAGCAUGGUUGCGCAGGUGCCAGGUGCCAGCGAAUCCAUGCGAAUCCGCCAGCGAAUCCGAUCAAGCUAGGCUACAGUGUGCACAGUGUACAGAUGCCAGCAGCAAUGAAGCAAAAGACCUUCAUGGGAUGAGAUGUUUUUUGGGAGAAGUGCCACCCAAAAACCAUCCAGCACCCGAAGCGUGGGUGGUAGUUUAGGCCCUUGUUAAGGGUGCACUCCACAGGUGGUGGGCG
Molecule: messenger RNA, 2677 nt
Organism: Durusdinium trenchii
Lineage: Eukaryota; Dinophyceae; Suessiales; Symbiodiniaceae
Source: the annotation of a GenBank genome assembly